Messenger RNA from Fundulus heteroclitus (mummichog), 729 nucleotides. RefSeq names its product sterile alpha motif domain-containing protein 12. Gene Ontology annotation, molecular function: protein binding. Gene Ontology annotation, biological process: cell surface receptor protein tyrosine kinase signaling pathway. Bases 112 to 390 code for a protein of 92 amino acids. The record is from RefSeq and is a predicted model, not a curated record. NCBI's taxonomy places the organism in Eukaryota, Metazoa, Chordata, Actinopteri, Cyprinodontiformes, Fundulidae. Gene Ontology annotation, cellular component: cytoplasmic side of plasma membrane. The transcript has 4 exons.
UAAGCAUACCUGAGCUGGGACGUCCUUGAGUUCGGCAGGUUCAGACAGGAGUUUCAAUAUCAACAUCUGGCAUACCGGACUGAAGGGUGUUGCUCAAGUAAUUCGGGGAUAAUGAGCCAGUCUCAGCAAACAUCGUCCUGGUCCGUGGAAGAGGUGUUGGAAUGGAUUCAGGAGCAGCACCCGGGACACAUUGAGACGCUCUACAAAGGCAUCAUGAAACAUGACAUAUCAGGCCGAGCUUUGCUGAGACUAAAGGAGCAUCACCUGAAGCUUCUCGGGGUGGAGGAUAACGAGCAGCAGCAGGAAAUAUUGCAGGACCUUCUGCUCCUCAGAGUUCAGGAAGAAAUCAAUGAACUCAAUGACAUCUGCUCUGACUGUUUUUCUUCAUAAAGGAUGGCAAAACGACAGAAGGAUACCCAGCCGGGUUUUUUUAUUUCCCGUCUAUCCAUUCAUCUGUGCGAAGGAGAUUGAAAGGAUUGAUGGAAAUAACAAGAGAAGGUGAAUGGAAAGGGGGAUCGAUGGGGAAGAGAAGCGAGAAAGAAACCCAUUUCCUGUGUGAAAUUUGACCAGCGCAGAUGGAUGAGAUUAGUUUUUGUCUGGUUGUCCCUUUUUGAUCCCCUUUUGUCCAUUUGUCUCUGUCUUUCCCCUCUCUCUGUAUUCCGUUUAACCAUACCAAUAUCAAAUAACCUACAAAGAAAUCUGUAUUAAAUAAGAGAUAGAGUCCAAGAA